GGGUGUUCCAGAGGAUCACAAAACGCGAGUGUCACUUUAUCAACGGCACCGAGCGGGUGAGGCUCCUGGAGAGGUACAUCUACAACCGGGAGCAGCUCCUGCACUUUGACAGCGAUGUGGGGGUCCAUGUGGAGGACACCCCGCAUGGGGAGAAGUUUGCCAGGAGCUUGAACAGCCAAAAGGAAUAUAUGGAGUACACACGGUCAGCUGUGGACUGGUACUGCCUCCACAACUACAGGGUCGUCACCCCGUUCACCGUGGAGAGGAGAGUGCCCCCCAGCGUGUCCAUCUCGCUGGUGCCGUCGAGCUCCCAGCCCGGCCCCGGCCGCCUGCUCUGCUCUGUGAUGGAUUUCUACCCUGCGCCGGUGCAGGUGAGGUGGUUCCAGGAUGAGCAGGAGCUGCCGGAGCACGUGGUGGCCACUGAUGUGGUCCCCAACGGGGACUGGACCUACCAGGUGCUGGUGCUGCUGGAAAUCCCCCCCCGGCGCGGGGUCACCUACAGCUGCCAGGUGGAGCACGUCAUCCUGGAGCACCCCCUCAGCCGGCACUGGGAUCCCGUCCUGAUCAAGACGUCACGUGUGUUACAUAUUCAUGACCCACCGGCAGUGGUUGGUGCUCUCUGUAAAUCGCGGGACACGCCCCUGGCCCUGCGCACUUCUCUCUGCUGCUCGUCUCGGUGGUCGCGGGGGGUGAAGGCUCAACGUCUUCCUCUCUCGGAGCGUGCGCAGUCGCUCAGCGCCUUCCCCUGGCGACGGCUCCUCAUUGGCUGCCCGUCCGUCCGCUCGGUGUCCCAUUGGCUGCUCAUUGGCUACAUUUGCUCCAUCGCACCCUCCCAUUGGCUGCCCCUUCGCGCCCCCGCGCAGCUUUCCCAUUGGCUGCCCCUGGGCAGCUCCCCAUUGGCUGCUCACCGGCAACCCGGCUGUUCCCUGAGCAACAGCCCCGCCCCUUCCCAUGGCACUGAUUGA
Manacus vitellinus (golden-collared manakin) is the source of this 965-nucleotide messenger RNA. RefSeq names its product class II histocompatibility antigen, B-L beta chain-like. Gene Ontology annotation, cellular component: MHC class II protein complex; membrane. Lineage: Eukaryota; Metazoa; Chordata; Aves; Passeriformes; Pipridae. The annotation marks the transcript as partial. The record is from RefSeq and is a predicted model, not a curated record. Gene Ontology annotation, biological process: immune response; immunoglobulin production involved in immunoglobulin-mediated immune response; antigen processing and presentation of exogenous peptide antigen via MHC class II. The transcript has 3 exons. Gene Ontology annotation, molecular function: MHC class II protein complex binding.